This is a messenger RNA of Teleopsis dalmanni, 1785 nucleotides long. RefSeq names its product efflux pump membrane transporter BepG-like. The coding region runs from base 1 to 1785 and encodes 594 amino acids. Gene Ontology annotation, cellular component: plasma membrane. Lineage: Eukaryota; Metazoa; Arthropoda; Insecta; Diptera; Diopsidae. Gene Ontology annotation, molecular function: xenobiotic transmembrane transporter activity. The record is from RefSeq and is a predicted model, not a curated record. Gene Ontology annotation, biological process: transmembrane transport. The transcript is spliced from 3 exons.
AUGUUAAAAAAAAUAAUAGAUCGUCCUGUUCUUGCUACAGUUAUUUCUUUAAUUAUUGUAAUUUUAGGAGUUAUAGGGCUAGAUAGAUUACCAGUAACACGUUUUCCUGAUAUCUCUCCUCCAACUAUUACUGUUAAUGGAUCAUAUCCUGGAGGAAAUAGUGAAACAGUAAUACGCUCUGUAGUAACUCCAUUAGAAGAACAAAUUAACGGAGUUGAAGAUAUCAAGGUUGUUAAUGCCGAUCAAGCUGCAGUAAACGUACAAAAUAGAGUGCAACAAGCUACACCUAUUUUACCUCAGGAAGUUAUAAGAAUGGGACUUACAACUUCCAAACAACAAAAUAGUAUGGUAAUGCUUUUUAAUCUAUAUACUGAUGAUAACAGUAGAUAUGAUGAAAAGUUUUUACAAAACUAUGCUAACAUUAAUCUUAUUCCACAGGUAAAACGAGUAAAAGGAGUUGGUCAAGCUCAAGUUUUUGGUACAAAAGAUUAUUCGAUGCGAAUUUGGCUAAAUCCUCAAAGAAUGUCUUCUUAUGGUUUAGUUCCUGCUGAUGUUUCAAAUGCAAUAGCAGAUCAAAGUUUAGAAUCUGCCCCAGGUAAAUUAGGAGAAGAAUCUAAAGCAGCUUUAGAAUAUGUUAUCCGUUAUAAGGGGAAAAAAAAUAUUCCAGAACAAUAUGAAAAUAUUGUUGUCAAAAACGAUGGUACAAAUAUCGUUCGAUUAAAAGAUGUUGCAAGAGUAGAAUUUGGAGCAAUUUCAUAUAGUGGAGACAAUUUAUCAAAUGGUAAAAAUGCUGUUACUGUAGCAAUUAUGCAAACAACGGGAUCUAAUGCUAAUGAUAUAGAAAUUGGAAUUGAUAAAUCUAUUGAACAACUCUCAAAAUCUUUUCCUCCUGGUGUGAAAUAUUCAAAAGUUGUUAGUACUAAAGAAAAAUUAGACGAAGCUACAAGUCAAGUAAAGUCGACAUUAAUAGAAGCAUUUAUUCUUGUUUUCAUCGUUGUUUUCAUCUUUUUACAAGAUUUCAGAUCAACUAUUAUCCCUGCAAUUGCAGUUCCUGUUGCAAUUAUAGUACUUGCUAUUGGUAUUGUCGUAGAUGAUGCUAUUGUUGUUGUAGAAUCUGUACAUAGUAAUAUGGAAGGUACGAAUCUUACAGGUAAAGAAGCAACUCAUAAAUCAAUGAGAGAAAUUACUGGUGCCGUUAUUUCCAUAACAUUAGUAAUGUCUGCAGUAUUUAUUCCAAUUGGUUUUAUGGAAGGCUCUGCGGGACUUUUUUAUAAACAAUUCGCUUACACAUUAGCUAUUGCCAUUAUCAUAUCGGCUGUUAAUGCAUUAACAUUAACUCCUGCUCUAUGUGCUGUUUUAUUAAAAAACAAUCAUACAGGAGAUUCUCACGAACAAAAAAAAGGAUUUGGAAAAAAGUUUGCUAAUGCAUUUAACAUUGGUUUCAAUAAUAUGACGAAUCGCUAUUUAGGUGGUUUAAAAUUUUUAAUUAACCAUAAACUGAUUUCUAGUGGUUUAAUUCUCGGUAUUAUAGGUUUUUCAGUUUGGUUAAUGAAUACAACUCCAAAAAGUUUUGUACCAAUGGAAGACGAUAGUUUAUUUAUGUAUUCUUUAAGUAUGCCUCCAGGAACAGGAUUAGAUAAAACGACAGAAGUUUCGAAUAAAAUUAAUAAAAUCAUUAAAGAAAUUGAUGCUGUACAUGAAAAUACCUCUAUUACAGGGUUUAAUCUUUUAAAUAAUAGUGCUGGUUCCUGCUUAUGCAAUGGGAUUCGUAAAAUUAAAACCUAA